CGGAAAGUUUAUGUGGACGGACUGUGCCAGCGAUGGGCGCGGGGUGAGUGGAGAAAGCCCGGGGCUCUCGACUGCAUUCCGUUGCUUGUUGGAGCUGCAGGAGAAGGGGUCAGGGGUGUGGAACAACGCACGGCCAGUGCCCGGCCUUCCCGCCGCCCCGGCGGUCGCCCCGCGCCGUCUCCGCGGCGCCAGUUCCGGAGCCCCGCUCCCGGCCUCCUCUCGCUCUGGGGCUCCGGGUCUCCGGCUCUGCGUAAACACCGGGAUUCGGCCCCCCGCCCAGGCCUCCCCGCCCCUUCUUCACAUAAGAGACUGCCAGAUCUCAGUUUUUUUUGACUGAUUUUAAGCAUUUCUCUAUUUAUAGCUAUCUGUCUGCAUUCUGAUUGGGAACAUUGGGAUCAUUUUCAUCAUGCCAACAGUGGUGGUAAUGGACGUAUCCCUUUCCAUGACCCGACCUGUGUCUGUCGAGGGGUCCGAGGAAUAUCAGCGCAAGCACCUAGCAGCCCAUGGUUUGACGAUGCUGUUUGAGCACAUGGCCACAAAUUACAAGCUUGAGUUUACAGCUCUGGUGGUUUUUUCAUCACUCUGGGAGCUGAUGGUUCCCUUUACAAGAGAUUAUAACACCCUACAGGAAGCACUAAGUAAUAUGGAUGAUUAUGAUAAAACCUGCUUGGAGUCUGCAUUAGUUGGUGUUUGCAAUAUAGUUCAGCAGGAAUGGGGUGGUGCAAUUCCUUGCCAGGUUGUUCUGGUGACGGACGGCUGUCUUGGCAUUGGCAGAGGGUCCCUGCGGCAUUCCCUAGCUACUCACAGUCAACGAAGUGAGAGCAACCGGUUUCCACUACCUUUCCCUUUCCCGUCUAAGUUAUACAUCAUGUGCAUGGCAAAUUUGGAGGAGCUUCAGAGCACUGAUUCCUUGGAUUGCCUUGAACGUCUCAUAGAUUUAAACAAUGGUGAAGGGCAGAUUUUUACUAUUGAUGGCCCUCUGUGCUUGAAAAAUGUACAGUCUAUGUUUGGAAAACUGAUAGAUCUGGCAUAUACGCCUUUCCAUGCUGUUCUCAAGUGUGGCCACCUAACCGCUGAUGUGCAAGUCUUCCCCAGGCCAGAACCUUUUGUUGUAGAUGAGGAAAUCGAUCCUAUCCCUAAAGUCAUUAACACAGAUUUGGAAAUAGUGGGAUUUAUUGAUAUAGCUGAUAUUUCAAGUCCCCCAGUUCUCUCCAGACAUCUGGUCCUACCUAUAGCGCUUAACAAAGAAGGAGAUGAGGUGGGUACAGGCAUAACUGAUGACAAUGAAGAUGAAAAUUCAGCCAAUCAGAUUGCAGGCAAAAUACCCAACUUCUGUGUCCUGCUCCAUGGCAGUCUAAAAGUAGAAGGAAUGGUGGCGAUAGUUCAAUUAGGUCCUGAAUGGCAUGGAAUGCUCUACUCGCAAGCUGACAGCAAGAAGAAAUCAAACCUCAUGAUGUCUCUCUUUGAGCCUGGCCCAGAACCUCUCCCAUGGCUAGGGAAAAUGGCACAGUUGGGUCCUAUUUCAGAUGCUAAAGAAAACCCUUAUGGUGAGGAUGACAAUAAGAGCCCAUUCCCCCUGCAGCCCAAAAACAAACGCAGUUAUGCCCAGAAUGUGACUGUCUGGAUCAAACCCAGUGGCCUGCAGACAGAUGUACAGAAGAUUUUAAGAAAUGCAAGGAAACUACCUGAAAAAACCCAGACGUUUUAUAAGGAGCUGAACCGUUUACGAAAGGCUGCCCUGGCCUUUGGUUUCCUGGACCUGCUCAAAGGGGUGGCUGAUAUGCUGGAAAGGGAAUGCACACUGCUGCCUGACACAGCCCACCCUGAUGCUGCAUUCCAGCUGACCCAUGCUGCCCAGCAGCUCAAGCUGGCCAGUACUGGCACCUCCGAGUAUGCUGGGUAUGACCACAACAUCACACCUUUGCAGACAGACUUCUCUGGGAGCAGCACUGAAAGAAUGUGAAGCUGACUUUGGGAGCCUGCCUUCUUUUUUCAUUUCAAGUGAAAAUGAUUUGGGAUAAAAACCUUUCUAGUCUGAUCACCUCUGCAACAGCCACCCAAAGACCUCCCUGAGGCUGCCUCACAAGCACCACUUGCUGGUCGGAAUGACUCCGCUACCGUCUGAGAAGGGUUCUGAAGGGUGUUGGGCUGCUUGGGCUUUGACCAUAGCUUUCUGAGGCUCAGAGUCUUUAAGCCCAAAAGACAACUGUUGCUCCCACGAUGGACACAUCUCCUGAGAAGCUUGAAGGACUAAUGAGCACAAAGCUUUCUCCACCUUCCUCAGGAAACCUAACCAGCAAGGGUUCUCUGGCUUUCUGAAGGCAUCUUCUCUUCUCUCCUCUCUCAACCAUAAGGACAUUUUCAAGCUUCUGUCCUUGAAACGAGCAACCCAGAAUGUCUGGGACUUGCUACGUACAAGCCCAACGCCACCAAGGUUUAGAACUUGAGCAAAAACUUGGUGGUAACUCUUAGGUGCUUUGGUAUGUCUUGAGACAGACUUUUAAACAGCAACCAUAAAUGUAUAAAAUGAUUCCCAUUUCUUCAAGGUUCUUUUUUAAUGAAAAUAAAAUAUUUGAUUUUCUAUAAAAUAGUUUCACAGGGAAACUACU
Molecule: messenger RNA, 2609 nt
Organism: Diceros bicornis minor
Lineage: Eukaryota; Metazoa; Chordata; Mammalia; Perissodactyla; Rhinocerotidae
Gene: INTS14
Product: integrator complex subunit 14
Exons: 12
Coding region: 407-1963 (518 amino acids)
Biological process (GO): snRNA 3'-end processing
Cellular component (GO): integrator complex
Source: RefSeq, a predicted model, not a curated record